This is a messenger RNA of Spodoptera littoralis (African cotton leafworm), 681 nucleotides long. Lineage: Eukaryota; Metazoa; Arthropoda; Insecta; Lepidoptera; Noctuidae. The record is from the annotation of a GenBank genome assembly.
AUGUUGGUCGAGGCUUGCAGUGCCAUUCUCUAUGGAGCUGUGUUUCUCAGCCUAAUCCUUAUCGACUUCAUCCUCGGCCAUGGGUUCGUGGACAUGUUUCAGAAAAUCUUCUGUAAGAUCGCGUGCUUCGUCAAGAAGACUGUUAGGGAAGAAGCCAAGAAUGUGACUGUGUUGCCAGAGAAUCCUAUAAGUUUGCCCGUGCUUUUUAUGGAGAUUUUGGUCCUGAGUCUCACGAUUGCUUUCCUAAAUAAGUACAAGCAAUUUCGAAGCAAGGAUCGAAUCGAUGAUCUCCUUCAUGAAAGCAAGGAAGCCUUGAGACAGACCAACGAGUUUCUUGAGAAGUGGAGACUACGACGGGUUCCCACCGAAUAUUCCUAUUUGGAUGAAGAGCCGCAGGAGAUCAAACCACUCAGAUUAGAAGUGCCUAUCCUACACAUGGCUAUUAUUGACACUCUAGGCACGACAAGAAGUCAGCCAGAAAGGGGAGACGCAGGAGACACAGUCAACAUCACAGACUCAACGCUUCUCUCAGUCACAUCACUUCUCGAUGAAGAUUUGGAAUCGAUUCCAGAACAACGACUUAGUGAAGAGAAAAUAGUUGAAGAGACUAAAAACAUCGAGUUUAGGAAUCGAACGCUUUGGGAUGUAAUGGAAGAAGACAGUAACAGUUUGGAAGAUUAA